Alternaria incomplexa is the source of this 747-nucleotide messenger RNA. RefSeq lists its product as uncharacterized. Lineage: Eukaryota; Fungi; Ascomycota; Dothideomycetes; Pleosporales; Pleosporaceae. The record is from RefSeq and is a predicted model, not a curated record. Bases 1 to 747 code for a protein of 248 amino acids. The transcript has a single exon.
AUGGAUAUUUUCGUAUCUCAGCUCCCGGGGCUCUCUGUCGCAACGCAUCUAUCGAGAGAGCUAGCAAAGGACGACGACGAGAAUAUGCCCGAUAACAAAAGCUGGCGCUUAGGACACAGCAAGCAGCCAAAGAAGCCUCCGAGAACAUCUACCCCGCUCAAGAUUGACGUCGACACUCCUGUAGGCACCGAUGAUUCGAGCGAUCGUCGGCUUCAACUUACCUGGCGGAAGACGCGGCAGAGCAGCAGACCACAGACUCCUGUAGGCGGUGCGCACACCACGCCUAUCACCGAUGACGCAGAUGACGCACCAAGUGAACGUUCAGAUACCCCAGCCCUACGUCGAGACUCGAAGCCCAAGCUCGCUCGCUACACGUCGCUCUUCGCCAACUUCAAAGAGACAGCCAAGGAGCCCGAGUUCGCGUUCUCUGCGCCAUGGGGUGAAGAUGCACCAGCGCCCUUCCAGACCUACAUAGAUCCGCUCGACGUCGUAACAUCUGUCCGAUCGCAUAUGAUAACAGCUUCCUGGCCGAUACCGAUGGAGCAUAACAGCGGCCUCUUCCGUGUGUUUGAGGACUAUCGCAAGGUACGAGAGCAGAAGGAGUGUCUCAGUACGAUGCUGGAGGAGACACUUAAAGAUUGGAGAAAGGCCGAGGAGCACUGGACACGCUCAAGAGAUCGUUAUGGUGCGGAGAUACGGCGCUUGGAGCUGCUCAUAGCUCGUGGGGCCAGUGGCAUGACCGGGUGA